AUGUCUACAAAUUUAUCAACCUUCCGUACAAAACAACAAUACAAUAUAAAUUCACGCCAUCAAUAUCCAUCACAAUAUAUGUUACCUUCAUAUAUGCAAGGAUCUAAUGGAAUAAUAUUUAAUAUGAAUAAUUUUCCACCACUAUCAGAUCAAUAUACAAAUGAACCAAUGCUACCUGGUGUUUAUAAACAAUAUGGAGCAGGUCCAAGUGAUUCAUAUGGACACUACCUCCAUGUUAUCCACAAACGCAAACAGGAAGAUAUUGGAAAAAAAUGA
Rotaria sp. Silwood1 is the source of this 276-nucleotide messenger RNA. The record is from the annotation of a GenBank genome assembly. NCBI's taxonomy places the organism in Eukaryota, Metazoa, Rotifera, Eurotatoria, Philodinida, Philodinidae.